AUGGCUCAAGUCAAUUAUAAUCCGCUACAACACUCCGAUCUGUACAACAGAAUCGAGGACUGGAUAACUAAAUCAGAUGCCGCGCACAAUAGCCACGAACCACGAGAUACAAGCUCUCUACGCCACCUGUCUUAUGCCUUCAACAAAUAUCGAUACGAAGAAAUAAAGAAAAUGAACGCGGAACCUGAGAACAUGCCAGCCAGUUUCGCUGAACGACAGCCAGGAUGGCUUGGAUGGGAGAAUUAUUACGCUGAAAGAGGAGGCGUCACUGUAUGUUAUCCCUCUGUGCGAAAAGUACAGCAGGCUCGUGUGGGUCAGGUGGCUUCACUCGAGCCAACGGGAUCCCAACAGCCAGUUGCAUCGUCAACAGCAAAUGAUCCAGCAACGUCUUCAAACUCCGAAGAAAGGGGACAUCACCGAUAUGAGCGGCAGCCUCGACACAGAACUAAGACUGACCGAUACGAGUACAAGGUUCAGGAUAAGAAGAUCAGCGAACGCCCUCGUUCGAAGAAGAGGACAUUCAACGACACCUUUCAUGCUCCCAACGUGCCCUGUGAUCGUCUGACUCUGAGCCAAAGGCGUACAAGCGGGAUUUUCAAGAGAGGAAAGGCAUCAUCUCCUACCAGAACCCGCAGCCGCGAUCCCUCGCUAGGUUUCUUUGGAUUCGAUACGAUCGCGAACACAGAUACCAUGAGAGCCAGCUCUGGCUCUGAUUUCUCUGAAAGCGACUUUCUUACUAGAAGAAGUACCAAUAGCGCUACCAUGAUGAGCUCGUUCUAUGGACAUCUCGAGGAGAACUGUCAUUCAGUCUCAUUAGGGAGCAGGUAUAAGAGUGAUGUCUCGGACACCGCCUCUACAGUCGCCCUCUAUCUCUCACGGGAAUUGCCCAGAGCAGACCACAUUGUCACCGAGUCCUUGGAAAUGAAUGCCACCUCAGAGCCUGCUACAGAUAGUUGCGUGUCUGCUUGUGGUAACUCGUCAAGUAGAAAUACUGAGGUGCACAUUGAAGAGCAUCCAAACUCCCUCUUGGCUGGUCAAUAUAUCAUUGAUGACACAAGCAUAGAGGAGGGCCAACACUGCUUCACUAGGCUUCAAAAUGGUGUCUCACAAAAGUGUCGAAUGAGGUCGCUAGAAAGGCCUUCUGAUGAAGACAAAGCGGGUGGCCAGAAGAUUAAGGAACGAGGAACAGACGGGAAUAUUGCUGCGGCUCGUGUGCACGAUAGUACAAUCAACCAGUCUGCCUUGCCCAAUACCAGCAAGUGUCGGCAGCCAACCUUGGAGCCUCGCAGCAGAUCUGUAGCUGAUACUGAAGACUUUGACUCUGAAGGAGUAAUUGGUGCCAAACUCCGAGGAACAAUCACACCAAGCUACAAUCAACUCUCUUGGUCUCUAAAUCAUGGCAGUAGUAGAAAGAUGUCCGUGAUGUCCGAUGUCGGCAUUUGUGGCGAGAACCCGCAGGAUCAUCAGAGUCAUAUUAGACAGAGCAUCGAGGAGCCAGACUAUGAGAGCCUGGACUUCACAGCUGUUCCUGAAGCCAAUGACUGCGGCUCAGAGAUGGCGAGUUUGAUUGACCUGGAGGAGUGGGAGACAGCAUCUAUCAUUGUUGAUAUGGAUACAGAGCUUGACACCCAGGUCUUGAGUAUGCCGACCUCGAGCGCAGCCAAUCGCAAUAAUACGCAAGAAAUUCAGGAACGACUGGAGGCCACACAACUUGGCACAAGUAUUCUGGGAGAAAAGCCGCGCCAUUUGUGGGAGGCAAGGCUUGAGAAACCUUCAACUGCCUUGUGUUUGACCGACAGCUUGCGAGAUACCCCAUUUGCUGCCAAAGAAAGCCAGAUGAGAGACGCAAGUCAGCUGUCAAUUCAUGAUGAUGAAUCGAUAGAAUCAGAAUCCAGGACCACUUUCCGUCCGGGACCCUGGCUGGAGUCGCUGUCACGACGAAGGGGUGGGGCGAUUGGAAUAGGAAAUGGCCGCUUGGACUGCACUGAUGGGCUUGGGACAUUUUGGCAGCAAAGAAUGGGUUACUGAUAGAUGGCUGUUGGGGGCCGUUAUUGCUC
This is a messenger RNA of Aspergillus eucalypticola CBS 122712, 2057 nucleotides long. RefSeq lists its product as uncharacterized. The record is from RefSeq and is a predicted model, not a curated record. The transcript has 4 exons. The coding region runs from base 1 to 2028 and encodes 675 amino acids. NCBI's taxonomy places the organism in Eukaryota, Fungi, Ascomycota, Eurotiomycetes, Eurotiales, Aspergillaceae.